AUGAGUAGCACGACACUGAUCAGCAUUGCUCCGUUCGUGCUGUUGUUUUUCAUUCCUUUGAAUGGAGGCAUAGAAUCUUCCAAUGAUCCGUUGCUGAAGGUGCUGUUGAGUUUUGCCUCUGGCGGCCUCCUCGGCGACGCGUUUCUUCAUCUGAUUCCUCACGCGCUAUACGCCGUUACUGAACACCAGGCAGCAACCGGAACGGCUUCAGAUCACACUCACUCACAUUCGCAUGCGCAUGCUCAUGCUCAUUCCCAUUCGCACGGGCACUCGCACGAGGCGGGUAACUUCUCAGGACAUGACUUGACGGUCGGUCUGCACGUUUUGCUGGGCGUGACGGCAUUCCUCAUUGCUGAAAAGCUGCUACGACUGCUGAAAGUAAACGAACACGAUAAUAGCCAUGGCCAUUGUCAUGACCACCAACCUGAGGCACAGACCUCGAAAAGUGAUAAAGACGGUGAGCAGUCGCAGUCAGAGUCCAAUGCCAUGACGGAAGCAAACAACGGCGAUGAACCGGAAACACGUGAUACGCAACUUUACAAACGCAGGAAGAGUGGUGACAAACAGACUUCGCGAAUAUGUUCGCCGGACGCAGCCGUCGGGUCGUCUUCUGAAUCGUCGUUAUGCACCGCACAUCACGGCGGAUCCGUAAUUAAAGUGGCCGGAUAUUUGAACCUGGCAGCUGAUUUUCUGCAUAAUUUGACCGACGGAUUGGCGAUCGGUGCGUCGUUCUUAGCCGGCGAGACGGUUGGCGUUGUGACCACUUUGACAGUGCUUCUGCACGAGGUGCCACACGAAAUCGGCGACUUCGCAGUACUGAUUCAGUCAGGCUGCAGCAAGCGUUCCGCCAUUUUUCUGCAACUGCUUACCGCACUGGGGUCGCUGAUAGGGUGUUCCCUGGCGUUGUGCACCGCUAAUACGACGGAAGUUACUAACACUGCAGCUGGGUCAUGGAUCUUGCCGUUUACCGCUGGAGGCUUCAUAUACAUAGCGACUGUUUCGAUCAUCCCUGAAAUUCUACAUGAAUGCAGCGUGUGGCAGUCCGUUAAGCAGAUUAUUGCUUUAUUUUUUGGCAUUUGGAUGAUGGUCAUCAUUGCGGACAUUGAAUAG
Soboliphyme baturini is the source of this 1110-nucleotide messenger RNA. The record is from the annotation of a GenBank genome assembly. NCBI's taxonomy places the organism in Eukaryota, Metazoa, Nematoda, Enoplea, Dioctophymatida, Soboliphymatidae.